AUGAACGAUUUGGUCAAUAUCUCGUUGAGAACCGCAUUCUCUGCCAUUUUUAAUUUGACCGUCUCAUCUUGCUCACGAUUCUACAAUGGCGGACGCAGCUCCAGCCGGGGACGCGGCCGCGGUCGUGGUAGAGGCCGUGGACGUGGGAAGGAAGACCAAAAAGAAUGGGUACCAGUAACCAAGCUUGGCCGUCUCGUACGCGAAGGAAAGAUUGACAAACUGGAGAGCAUCUACCUAUUUUCUCUGCCCAUUAAAGAGUUCGAGAUUAUUGACUUUUUCUUGGGUGCUUCGCUCAACGAUGAAGUGCUAAAGAUUAUGCCCGUACAAAAGCAGACCCGUGCCGGUCAGCGUACACGUUUCAAGGCAUUUGUAGCCAUUGGAGACAACAAUGGACACAUUGGUCUUGGUGUUAAAUGCAGCAAGGAAGUAGCUACUGCUAUCAGGGGUGCUAUCAUUCUAGCAAAGUUGUCCGUUUUGCCAGUGCGCAGAGGUUACUGGGGUAACAAGAUUGGAAAGCCUCACACUGUACCAUGCAAGGUCACAGGAAAGUGUGGUUCAGUAACUGUAAGAUUGAUCCCUGCCCCUCGUGGUACUGGUAUUGUCUCAGCUCCUGUUCCCAAGAAGCUUCUUCAGAUGGCUGGUGUAGAGGACUGUUACACUUCUGCCAGAGGUUCAACUGGUACCCUUGGAAACUUUGCUAAGGCCACAUAUGCGGCUAUUGCAAAGACCUAUGCCUACUUGACUCCUGACUUAUGGAGAGACAUCCCAUUGACAAAGUCGCCAUACUCUGAGUUCAAAGUUUAA
Molecule: messenger RNA, 804 nt
Organism: Leptosia nina
Lineage: Eukaryota; Metazoa; Arthropoda; Insecta; Lepidoptera; Pieridae
Source: the annotation of a GenBank genome assembly